CUACUGAUGUGCUGCGUUGUGUGCAUUCACUGGACUCUUUUUUUAUUUUGAAGAUGAAUGCUCUCGCCGCCACCAAUCGCAACUUCCGCAAAGCUGCGCGCAUUCUCGGUAUCGACUCCAAGAUUGAGAAGAGUCUCAUGAUCCCCUUCAGAGAGAUUAAGGUGGAGUGCACGAUUCCGAAAGACGAUGGGACCCUGGUUUCCUACGUUGGAUUCAGAGUGCAGCAUGAUAAUUCCCGUGGCCCCAUGAAAGGAGGCAUCCGUUAUCAUCCAGAGGUUGAACCUGAUGAAGUAAAUGCUCUUGCUCAAUUGAUGACGUGGAAGACUGCUGUCGCCGAUAUUCCAUACGGUGGUGCUAAAGGUGGAAUAGGAUGCUCACCAAAAGAUUUAAGUUUUAGUGAGUUAGAACGUCUUACACGUGUCUUCACACAGAAGAUACAUGACCUUAUUGGGGUCAAUACUGACGUCCCAGCCCCGGAUAUGGGCACUAAUGCUCAGACUAUGGCUUGGAUUUUGGACGAGUACUCAAAAUUCCAUGGUUAUUCACCUGCAGUCGUUACGGGAAAACCAAUUGAUCUUGGUGGUUCACUGGGUAGAGAUGCAGCAACUGGGCGUGGAGUUGUUUACGCCACUGAAGCUUUACUUGCUGAACAUGGAAAGUCCGUUAAGGGAUUGACUUUUGCUAUUCAGGGUUUUGGCAAUGUUGGAUCAUGGGCUGCAAAGCUCUUCCAUGAAAGAGGUGGAAAGGUUGUUGCAGUGAGUGAUAUCACUGGAGCAGUGAGAAAUCCUAAUGGUAUUGACAUACAUGCAUUGCUUAAGCAUAAGGAGGCAACAGGAAAGCUAGCCGAUUUCAGUGGUGCUGACGUGAUGGACUCAAAUGAUUUGCUAACUCAGGAAUGUGAUGUUCUCGUACCAUGUGCUCUAGGCGGAGUUUUAAACAGAGAAAAUGCGGGCGAUGUCAGAGCCAAGUUUGUCAUAGAGGCUGCUAAUCAUCCAACUGAUCCAGAUGCCGAUGAGAUUUUAUCAAAAAAGGGAGUAGUAAUUCUUCCCGAUAUAUAUGCAAAUGCAGGAGGAGUGACCGUUAGUUAUUUUGAGUGGGUGCAGAACAUUCAAGGGUUUAUGUGGGAUGAGGAUAAGGUGAAUGCAGAACUUAAGAGAUACAUGACAAAGGCCUUCCACAACAUCAAGGGCAUGUGCCAGUCGCACGAUUGCAACCUUCGGAUGGGUGCAUUUACAUUGGGGGUCAACCGUGUUGCUCGUGCUACUCUACUGAGGGGUUGGGAAGCUUAACAUCCUUGUGCACAUCAUAUAUUUGUCUCAACUGCUGCUUCAAAGAUCAAGACAAAGCUGUUUGAAAAUUUUCUUUGUUUCGUUAAUCGUCUGCAAGGCUGAGAAGACACCUAUUGUUUCAAAGAAACGGCCUCAAUUUUUUCUUAAUUUCCGAACUACAGUUGCCUAUUGAACUAUGUGAUGUGAACUUGCAGAAAGAAACGAAGGUGGUAGUUGAGUAUCAACUCAUUCUCACCUCCAAAUUCUUGCAAAUAUCACAUGAAUUUAUGAGAUCUCAUUCCGAACUGUUCCAGUUCCGGAAUUUAGAAAA
Salvia splendens (bonfire salvia) is the source of this 1599-nucleotide messenger RNA. RefSeq names its product glutamate dehydrogenase A. The coding region runs from base 54 to 1289 and encodes 411 amino acids. Gene Ontology annotation, cellular component: mitochondrion. The transcript has 9 exons. NCBI's taxonomy places the organism in Eukaryota, Viridiplantae, Streptophyta, Magnoliopsida, Lamiales, Lamiaceae. Gene Ontology annotation, biological process: L-glutamate catabolic process. Gene Ontology annotation, molecular function: L-glutamate dehydrogenase (NAD+) activity. The record is from RefSeq and is a predicted model, not a curated record.